Messenger RNA from Cryptococcus wingfieldii CBS 7118, 2796 nucleotides. Its product is annotated as nucleolar protein 14. The transcript is spliced from 5 exons. Gene Ontology annotation, biological process: maturation of SSU-rRNA. The record is from RefSeq and is a predicted model, not a curated record. NCBI's taxonomy places the organism in Eukaryota, Fungi, Basidiomycota, Tremellomycetes, Tremellales, Cryptococcaceae. Gene Ontology annotation, cellular component: Noc4p-Nop14p complex; nucleolus; small-subunit processome. The coding region runs from base 1 to 2796 and encodes 931 amino acids.
AUGGCGCCCUCCCAACUCGCCCAGCUCAAGAGCGCCCUCUCAAGCGCUGGCCUCAACCGCCAGUCACACUCCAAAAAGGAUAAAAAGGCCUUCAAGAAAGGCGGCGCUAGGGAGACAGACAGACAGAAAAAGAUUGACAAGCUCGACGAGAUCAGGAGAAACCUCAACAAGUUUGACGAGCGAGAGACAAAAGUCAAGCAUGAUGUGGGUGGGAGAAACCUCAAAGGAGUGACUGGACGACCGAGCUCGAGCAAACAAGCAGGCUUGGAACAGCGACGGAAAACGCUCUUGCCUGAGCAUCAACUCAAAGAUCAUCGGGGAACCUUCCAUGAUAGGCGAUUCGGAGAGAAUGACCCUUCCAUGUCCAUCGAAGACCGUAUGCUCGAGCGAUAUACCCGUGAACGUCAACGCGGUCAGGGCAAGAAAGGUCUAUUCAAUCUCGAAGACGACGAAGAGGAUCCGUUCGGGGGGCUUGACGAGGGAACCGCUCUUGGAGGCCUCACUCACGGUGGAAGGAGUGUCACGGACCUUCCUGGCGAUGAUUUCAUCGCCCAAGGCCUAGGUGAUGAUGACGACCCCGAUGAGGAUGUGGCCAAAGGAAGAAUUGACAAGCGACAAGUCAGCCAAGUCCACUUUGGAGGUUUUGAGCCUGCAGAUGAUUCUACUGAUCUUCCUGAAAAGAAAAAGUCAAAGCAAGAGGUCAUGGCGGAGAUUAUUGCCAAGUCUAAAGAGCAUAAACACGAACGUCAACAGCAGCGAGAAAUGGACGAUGAUCUUCGAGACCAGCUUGAUGAUGAGAUGGCCGAUCUUCAAAAACUUCUCGCCGAAGCUCCUAGCGCUCCAGACGCCUCCCACUUGAAUGUCAACCCGAGAAAUCGCCCUCCCGCGGCUACUGCCCCAGGUGCAGAGGCUAUCGACGAUGGGCAAUAUGACCAAGUCGUUCGAUCCCUGGCGUUCGAGGCACGAGCUAAGCCCAAAGACAGGACAAAGUCUGAGGAAGAGCUUGCCAAAGAAGAGCGUGACAGGCUGGAGCAGGCCGAGUCUAGACGUGUGAGGCGAAUGCGUGGCGAGAGCGUGUCUGAUGAUGAAGGGGCUGGAGAAGGGUCGCGCAAGAGGAAGAGGGAAAACGAAAAGCCAGAUGCGGAUGACUUGGAGGACGAUUACGUCGAAAAUGACUCUCUCCUUGGGCCCGGCCUGACGAGGGAGCAGAUUGAGGAUAUGGAGCUGUCGGGGGAGGGUUCGGGGAGUGAGGGUUCCCAAAGCGAUGGUGGUCUGGAAGAGGAUGGCUCAGAAGAGGAUGAUGAUUUAGAUGAUGACCUGGAUGGGAGUGACAUCGCCAUGGAAGAGGCAGGCUCUGAAUCCGAGAGUGGUUCCGGCGACGAGUCUGGUGUCCUGUCUUCAAAGCAGAAGGCGCGCAUCCCAAAACUCAGACGCGCGCCGGCAAGGAUUGAGGAGAUCCCAUACACCUUCAAAUGUCCACAAAGCAUAGAAGAAUUUGAAGAUAUUUUAGCCCCUUUGAAAGACGAUGCUUUACCUAUAGUGGUACAACGCAUACAAUCGUUGCACCAUCCCAGUUUGGCAGAGGGAAACAAGGAAAAACUCCAAAAUUUCCUCGGCGUGCUUAUAGACUACAUUCUCAUCUUUGCCUCGGAACCUUCACCAACUCUCAGACAAGUUGAGGCGCUUGCUCCUCAUAUCACCUAUCUUAUCAAGCUCAACCCAAUGUCUGCCGCUGGUCACUUUGUCAACAAGCUCAAUGUCAUGCAGAAGAACCUCGCCAGGGGCCUCGCUCAGGGUAACACUCGGGCUCAAGCUCGGACUUUCCCAGGACUGCCCGAGUUGUCUCUUCUGAGACUGGUCGGUACUUCUUGGUCGACAAGUGACUUCAGCCAUCCUGUUGUGGCUCCUGCGGUCUUGCUCAUGGGGCAAUAUAUAUCUCAGAGCAGAGUGCGAAAGUUGGGCGAUGUGGCAUCUGGCCUGUUUGUGUGUUCAUUGCUUAUCCAGUUUGAGGCUCGAUCCAAGAGAGUCCUUCCGGAGGUUGUCAACUUUGUGGCGUCAACAAUUUUGAUGCUGUUGCCUCGAAAGAAGGCUUCCAUCUCGGUUCAGACUUAUCCCGACAUCAGCGUCCCUUCGCUGUCUCUAUAUAUCAAGGAGAGCCCUUCGGAUUCCCUCACCACCCCUGUCAAUAUCGUCCCUAUCAUUGGCUCUACCGGAAGCGAAGACGGAGCUGAGCUGGAAUUGCAAAAGUGCAGUCUGCUGCUUGUGGCUCUUCGUCUGGUAGACAAGCUGGCGAGCCUGUACAUCGGCACCCCAGCAUUCACAGAGCUGAUGGCCCCCGUCAAGCAAGUGCUUGAGGGGUCACGUACCAGCACAUUGCCUGACGGGCUGAAGGGUGUCCACAAGGAGACUUUGAAGACCUUAUCUCGAACCGUCACCAACUCUUUGGUCUCUCGCCGUCCUCUUGCUCUUCAAGCCCACAAGCCUAUCCCCAUCGCUUCCCAUACACCCAAGUUUGAAGAAAACUACGCGAUCGGACAUCACUACGACCCUGAUGUUGAGCGCAAUGCCUCUGCCAAGCUAAAGGCGUUGUACAAGAAGGAACAGAAGGGUGCCAUGCGUGAACUCAGAAAGGACAACAAGUUCUUGGCGGGAGAGAAGGCAAGGGAGCAAAAGGCGAAGGAUGAAGAUUAUAACGCGAGGAUGCGAAAGCAGGAGGGCAGCAUUACUGCCGAGCGCGCCGAGGAGAAGGCCAUGGAGAGAGAGAAAGCCCGGGACAAGCGCAAGAGGGGAAAUUAA